Molecule: messenger RNA, 6337 nt
Organism: Diceros bicornis minor
Lineage: Eukaryota; Metazoa; Chordata; Mammalia; Perissodactyla; Rhinocerotidae
Gene: BICD2
Product: BICD cargo adaptor 2
Exons: 7
Coding region: 56-2566 (836 amino acids)
Biological process (GO): microtubule anchoring at microtubule organizing center; regulation of microtubule cytoskeleton organization; protein localization to organelle
Cellular component (GO): cytosol; Golgi apparatus
Molecular function (GO): dynein complex binding; dynactin binding; cytoskeletal adaptor activity
Source: RefSeq, a predicted model, not a curated record
GACGGGAGCCGGCCGGAGCCUCGGUGCGAGCUGCGCGAGCCGGGCCGCGGCCACCAUGUCGGCGCCGUCGGAGGAGGAGGAGUACGCGCGGCUGGUGAUGGAGGCGCAGCCCGAGUGGCUGCGCGCCGAAGUGAAGCGGCUGUCGCACGAGCUGGCCGAGACCACGCGCGAGAAGAUCCAGGCGGCCGAGUACGGGCUGGCGGUGCUGGAGGAGAAGCACCAGCUCAAGCUGCAGUUCGAGGAGCUCGAGGUGGACUACGAGGCCGUCCGCGGCGAGAUGGAGCAGCUCAAGGAGGCCUUCGGACAGGCACACACCAACCACAAGAAGGUGGCCGCGGACGGCGAGAGCCGGGAGGAGAGUCUGAUCCAGGAGUCGGCCUCUAAGGAGCAGUACUACGUGCGCAAGGUGCUGGAGCUGCAGACAGAGCUGAAGCAGCUGCGCAACGUGCUCACCAACACGCAGUCGGAGAGCGAGCGCCUGGCCUCGGUGGCGCAGGAGCUGAAGGAGAUCAACCAGAACGUGGAGAUGCAGCGUGGCCGGCUGCGGGAUGACAUCAAGGAGUACAAGUUCCGGGAGGCCCGCCUACUGCAGGACUGCUCCGAGCUGGAGGAGGAGAACAUCAGCCUGCAGAAGCAGGUGUCUGUGCUCAGGCAGAACCAGGUGGAGUUUGAGGGCCUCAAGCAUGAGAUCAAGCGUCUGGAGGAGGAGACCGAGUACCUUAACAGCCAGCUGGAGGACGCCAUCCGGCUCAAGGAGAUCUCGGAGCGGCAGCUGGAGGAGGCGCUGGAGACGCUGAAGACGGAGCGUGAGCAGAAGAACAGCCUGCGCAAGGAGCUGUCGCACUACAUGAGCAUCAACGACUCGCUGUACACCAGCCACCUGCACGUCUCCCUGGAUGGCCUCAAGCUCAGCGACGACGCCGAGGCCCUGGCCAAUGGUUUCGAGCACGGCACGCUGGCAAAGCUGCCGCUGGACAACAAGACCUCCACGCCCACCAAAGACGGCCUCACCCCGCCGUCCUCCAGCCUCGUGUCUGACCUCCUCAGCGAGCUCAACAUCUCCGAGAUCCAGAAGCUAACGCAGCAGCUGUUGCAGAUGGAGCGGGAGAAGGUGGGCCUGCUGGCGACGCUGCAGGACACGCAGAAGCAGCUGGAGCAGGCGCGGGGGGCCCUGUCGGAACAGCACGAGGAGGUGAGCCGCCUCACGGAGAACCUGAGCGCUCUGCGGCGCCUGCAGGCCGGCAAGGAGCGGCGGGCGGCCCUGGACAGUGAGAAGGAGCACGACAGCCGAGAGGACGGCGACUACUAUGAGGUGGACAUCAACGGGCCCGAGAUUUUGGCCUGCAAGUACCGCGGGGCCUUGGCGGAGGCCAGCGAGCUCCGGGAGCAGCUGAAGGCCCUGCGCAGCGCGCAAGAGGCCAGCGAGGCCCAGCAUGCCGAGGAGAAGGGCCGGCACGAGGCUGAGAGCCAGGCACUCAGUGAGAAAGUCUCCCUGCUGGAGAAGGCCAGCCGCCAGGACCGCGAGCUGCUGGCCCGGCUGCAGACAGAGCUGAAGAAGGUGAGCGACGUUGCAGGCGAGACACAGGGCAGCCUGAGCGCGGCCCAGGACGAGCUGGUGGCCUUCAGCGAGGAGCUGGCCAGCCUCUACCACCACGUCUGCAUGUGCAACAACGAGACGCCCACCCGCGUCGUGCUGGACUACUACCGCGAGGGCCCAGCCGGCCCUGGCCGCUGUAGCCCUGAGGCCCGCGGGCGCCGCUCACCUGUCCUACCCAAGGGGCCGCCAACCACAGAGAGCGGGGCUGGGGACAGCAGCCCCUCACCCGGGUCCUCGCUGCCUUCGCCCCUGAGCGACCCGCGCAGGGAGCCCAUGAAUAUCUACAACCUGAUCGCCAUCAUCCGCGACCAGAUCCGGCACCUGCAGGCGGCCGUGGACCGCACCACGGAGCUGUCGCGGCAGCGCCUGGCCUCGCAGGAGCUGGGCCCCGCCGCGGACAAGGACCGGGAGGCGCUGAUGGGGGAGAUCCUCAAGCUCAAGUCGCUGCUCAGCACCAAGCGGGAGCAGAUCACCACGCUGCGCACCGUGCUCAAGGCCAACAAGCAGACGGCCGAGGUGGCCCUGGCCAACCUGAAGAGCAAGUACGAGAACGAGAAGGCCAUGGUGACCGAGACCAUGAUGAAGCUGCGCAACGAGCUCAAGGCUCUCAAGGAGGACGCGGCCACCUUCUCCUCGCUGCGCGCCAUGUUUGCCACCAGGUGUGACGAGUACAUCACGCAGCUGGAUGAGAUGCAGCGGCAGCUGGCAGCCGCCGAGGACGAGAAGAAGACGCUCAACUCACUGCUGCGCAUGGCGAUCCAGCAGAAGCUGGCGCUGACCCAGCGGCUGGAGUUGCUCGAGCUGGACCACGAGCAGACCCGGCGGGGCCGCACCAAGGCCACCCCCAAGGCCAAGCCCAGCACCCCGAGCGUAAGUCAUACCUGUGCCUGUGCCAGCGACAGGGCCGAGGGCGCAGGGCUGGCUGCCCAGGUGCUCUGCAGCGAGAAGUAUAACAUUUACUGCGAUUAGGGCCGCAGGGCCGCACGCUGCAGCUAACCCGCAGCACGUCACCCGCCCGCUUCACCUCGACUAACCAGCCGCAGCAGGGCCGCGGUGCUAGGCUGCUCUUAACGUGACUAAUGCACGGAGGGCAGGAUCUGGCCGAGGCGGCGUGCGCUCCACCUGGACACUGCGAGCUUUGUGUCUGCUUCCCACCCCUCGGGACCACCCUUCACAGCAGCUCUUCUCUUGGCGGGGGUCAGGGUGGGGUCUGAACUGCUGUUCUUGCGAAAACAUGGCUCCCUGGGGUCUGGGUGUCGUCAGCUCCCACAGGGAGGGGCAGAACCUGAUUUGAAACUUGCAUGUUCCCUGCACGUGUCUGAUGUAGUCGGGCUGCCCCAGCACCAGAGAGAGCGUUCGAGGUUCUGGCCUGAGUCCCAGGCGCAACCUCAGAGGACGCUCUGCGCCUGGCACCGUUUACGGAGAGAAUUACUUUGUGGUUUGUGCAGCAUCUCACUGCAAAUCGUAUUCGGGACACAAAUACAGAAUUCCUUGCCCCAAACCCAGAGAAAGAGCAGCCCUGAGCCUUGCGGUCUCCAGCCCGGGCGCACCCUGAGACCAGAGCUGAGCAGCCUCAGCUUUGUUUUCUGAGACCUGCACACUGCUCUGGUGGCCUGCACAGUGACAGAUCGGCAGGCCCAAGGCCUGGGGUGUUUCCAGUGAGGAAGACAAGUGCCUGGCCGGACCCCUGUCCUCGCAGGAAGCAUGUCCUUUUGUGCUUAGGGUGUCCCCAGCUUGUGGGGGGGGUUUCUCCACCCUCUGCUCAUUAUCAGGCCCUCCUCCAGGGGGCUUCAGACCCCAAGAAAUGGGGCUCUAGAAAUCCCCAGCCUGAGCCUCCAUCGCUCCAGACUCCCACAGCUGUAGCUGAGCCCAGCGCGGUGUGGGAAAGGAGCCUUGCGUGGGCCCAGGGCUGUUUCCAGGAGUCACCGUAGGAGGAAUGUGGUUCUCCUCGGUGUGGUGCCAGGGGUGGUGCAGGCGGAAAGGCAGCCUGGGCCUCUCCUGUCCCCAGAGGCUGCACCCCACCCUGUGCUUGGCCUCAGGCCAUCCGAGGUCACGCGUUUGGAAGCAGGACUUCUCUUGGUAUUUCCCUCCCUGUCACCCCUUGGGUGCCGCCAGGCGUGAGGCUACGGUCCUCUCCCUGAAGGGCUCCUUGCUUCGUCUCUCCGUGGCCCGGGGGGGGGUCUGCGUUGCUCCCUCACACAGCUGUCUGUCCCUGCUCCACUCUUCCUCUUGGUUCCUGAGUGUGUCUCAGUCCCACGAGACUCCAGGCGCCAUACAGACGGCCUUGGGUUUGGCACACCGCUGGCAUGGAGAGAUGUGGGACGGGCCGCGCCUGUCCCUGGCUCCGGGCGGCUUUGCUGAUGGGACGUCGGGUCUUGGAUGGACUCCCCUCCCACUGGAGAAGGGGUCAGGCCAUCCCUCUCUGCAGGCAGGACUUCUGGGGGCACGGCAGCCUGCUGGCACCGCGCGCUGCUUCUGCCCUCCUCACCGAGCCCAGCACGCAGCUUCUCCCUGAACUCGUAAGGGGUCUUCACGAGGCAUUCAGGGCUGGUGGCCCCUAACACACGCAGGUCGUCUCUGCUGCUGACUAACGCGCCCCCGCCCUCACAGCUCAGCGAGAGCUUUAGUGUCUGACGGGGGACCCUGCUAACUGUCUUUUUUUCUCCCGUUUUCAGCUGUAGAGUAGCUGCCGGGAGGACUCAGCUGCCGGCCUGGUCACAGUGCAGCUCCCCCCCCCUCCCAUGGGCCCACGCAGAGGAAGGAAGGGCAGCCUAAAAGUCCACUUAGAAACAUUUUUGGAUGUGCCACUGCAGUUCUUUUCAAAAUAGCACUCCCCAAGUUUAUAAUGGCAGAGGAAAAAAGCUUUAAUGUUGAGAAAGCCGCCAGCUGCUGCUUGGAAAGGCGUUUGUACAAGCGCCGAAGAAGUUACUUGGACAGCGACCGCCAGGCUCGCUUAGGAACCCGCUAGAAACACUCACCACUGGGGUCUCCCUAUUACAGAUACUCGUUUUUUAUCUGAUCAACCUGUGCACUUUUGAUGUUUUGAUAUUAUAUUUGCUUCCUUAAUCCCUCGCAGAGAGAUGGUCUCAGAUGCCGUGGUCUGUCUCGUGGUUCCGUAGCCCUCUGUCUUAGCUCCCAGCGUGUUGAUUCACAUCAGCACCUGGCACAGAUGUGUCACUCUAGGCUGUUUAGAUGAAGUCUUCGACCUGGCAAGGAGCUCGGCUAAACUGUGGUUCUGCAGCCUUUUAGAUAAUACGGCAUUGUGGUUCAUGUUUGAAAUUACAGAUUUUAAAUGCCAUGUUCAUUAAGAAAUCCAGGGUAUUCGAAUUCUGGGGCUUUUCAUAUUGUAUUAUUAUUAUUCUUAGGAAUAGUUCAAUGUAACAAGAAGAAAACUUGACCUUUGCUCUGGUUAAACAGUAACGGGCACUUGAAAACAAAGAUAAAUUAUUGAAAUGAGUAGUAUUACCUACAGAUGCCAGAGUUUUCUGGGUUUUAGGACAUUGUGAAGCAUGACCGAUUAACAGAAUUUUAUACAACUGUACCAGUGAAAUUCCAAAUUGGAAUUGUUUUGUUACUCUGGUUGUUGUGCCAAAUUGUGGUACACUUAGAAAAUUCUACAGUCAUUGAUUUUUAGGGUGUUCUAUUUCAACGCCUUUUUGUUAGUAAUCAUUGCCAGUAGUGCCUUCAUCAGGGAAGUGUCCCAGCGUAGUUCGUUCUCGAAGACAGAGAGUGAAGAGCUAGUUGGGAAUGUUGAAGGCUGGUGUGGAUCAGUUGGUGUGAAUGAGCACACACCUUCACACCUGUACCUGGGCGUCUUCACGGGGGAAGAAAAGAGCAAUUGUGCAAAAUUCUGUUAGUCAGUGAUUCUUCACUGUGCAGCUUCAGGGGCUGAGACGAUGAGCGUGAACACAACCCUUGAAUGUGCUCUGGGAACCAGACGGACUUGAUGGGACAAGCUAAGCAAGCUGUGUGAACAGCACGCCACGUGUGUGAAGAGCAGGGCGGCAGGGAGCCGCUGUCCGCCUCAUGCGCUGGGGUGAGGGCUAGCCAUAGUAUUCUUUGCAAAUGUGAGAAAGAGACGUUAUGUAUUCUCUUGCUUGGUAUAACUAAUCACUGUUCAUUUCAGGAAACGGGAUUCGCUAAAGCUCCUUAGCAAACCAGGUGUGCAUCCUGUCCCAUUUGCUGAGUGAGGCUGUGCGAAUGGUCAAAUUGGUACUCGCAGAGGAAGAAGAAAAAGUGUGUGUCCUCCUCCAAAAUAAAGGUCAAAUUAUAAUAAUAUAAGUAGCAAGAACAAAAGAAUUCUGUUUCCUGGAAUAAGCGCUUCUUAUUCCUAGUUGUAGGGACCCCUAUUUUUAUCUUCUGUUACAGUGUUGAUUUAUAAGAAAUAAUGUUACAGUUACAAUAACUUCAUCUGUAUGGGGUAUUUAUUUGCAAUGAUGUCUGAGUACUGUAUUUUUUUCUGUGCAUUACCUUAGUGUCAGAAUGUUGUCUUUAUUUUAAGAUCAUAUGCAUGUUCUCCUGCCAAGGAACCUCUACACAGACCCAAACAAACAAACAAAAAUGCCUUCAGAUUUUGAGAAAAUGAGGCAGAGAAUGGAAAAGAAUAGGAAGGAGAAAUCAGUUGUCAUUUGGAACACAGACAUGGCGCCAAUGGCUUCAAAGCCAGUGCACGUAGGAACGGUGGGCCUGGGUCCAGGGUCAUGUUGGUAGGACCAAUAAAUAAAAAGUAAUAAAGAGAAA